UCAAACCAAACAGCUUUGCCUUCCCCCUUCACAAUGAAGGUCUUAAUUCUAGCAGUAGUCUUAACCCUUGUGGGUUGUCAGCAACAAAAUCAACAAACUCAAUCAAACAGACAUGAAGUUAUCUCCUAUGACUAUGAAUUUGAAAUUCAGAAUAGAAUUUCAGGAAAAGGGUUUGCAAGUGCUGGAAUGAAAGUUAAAUGUAAAGUGGAUAUUGGUCAAAUUGAUCCAGAUCGCAAGUUUAUGCAGACCCGCUCCUUUGAAGUAUUUGACUACAAUGGAGUCUACCCCUGGCAGACUUUCAUUCGGUCCCCAAAACUGACUGAACUGUUUGAAAGAGAGGUGAAGGAUGUAAUCACGUUUCAACACAGGAAUGGCCAUGUUGAAGAUAUCAUGGCUCCAGCACAAAUCUCAGAAUUUGCUUUUAACAUCCUCAAAGGAAUUUUGAAUUUACAUGAAUAUACCCUGAAAAUCGACCAGAAAAACUAUAAUUUAAGAGAGAAUGGCAUUGAAGGCAAGUGCAACACAACAUACUUCCUGAGAAAUUCAGAGAAAAAUGAUGAGUUUCUAGUAACCAAGUCAAAGGAUUUAACUGACUGUGAUGACAUGGUUUUAAAGGUUGUUGGUGCUGCAUAUGCAAUCCCAUGCAAGUCCUGCCAGCAGAGAAACAAGAAUUUCCAAGCUGCUUCUACAUACAACUACACAUUUAAGGAUAUGCAGAAUGGACAGAGGCUGCUUCUGGAAGCCAAUAGCCUUGAAAUACGUCAGUUCAGCCCAUUCAAUGAGUUAAAUGGAGGAAUUGCCUUAAUGGAAGCCAGCCAGAAAAUUGUAUUCACUGGUUCCCAGGAACGCGUGCCCGUUAUGCCUUCUGACUUGAAGAAAUUUGGGUCACUUGCAUACAAUUUUAAAGGUGAACUCCCUGCACUUCCUAUUCAGUUACCGAAAAUCAAAAAUCGAGAAAAAGAGAUUGAGGAUGUAUUACAAUAUUUGGCAGGCCACUCAAAUGAGAAGUUUCCAGUUGACGGUCCAAUAAAAUUCUUAGAGCUUGUACAACUUUUCCGCACAGCAGAUGACAUUGAUUAUUUUGAUACAUUCUUUAAACGAUACUCUAGCCAGGCAGCGUACAGGAGGGUAAUCCUGGAUUUAAUUCCUGCUGUUGGCAAUCCAGUUGCAAUUAGAUUCCUAAGGAAUAAAAUGGAACAUGGAGAACUGACCAAUUUUGAAAUAUCACACACACUGCUUGUGUUCUUCCAUUUCUGCAAUGCUUCUCAAGAAGUAUUAGAUGAAGCAAUGAUCAUUGUGACAGAUGUUCUUAAAGGCCCCGAAAGUGCCUAUCGCAGAGUUAUCACCCUUGGCUAUGGAUCAUUACUUAACAGAUACUGCUCGACCUCAGAUGUGUGCCCUGACAAGUAUCUCAAGCCCCUGACUGAUUUUGCAACAAAAGCAGCAGAAUCAUCUGAUAUAGAAGGAAUAGUUCUCGCUCUUAAAUUCUAUGGAAAUGUGGGCCAUCCAGCUGCCUUGAAGCCAAUUAUGAAAUUCAUCCCAAAUUCUGCAUCUUUUAUUGAUGUUAGAAUUCCUACAAAUGCAAUAAUGGCUCUAAGAAAUAUUGGCAGCAGAGACCCAGUACGGAUCCAGGGAAUUGCUCUUCAAAUAAUCCUGAACUACAAGGUUAAUGCUGAAUUCCGAGUUCUUGCUUCCAUGGUCUUGAUUGAAUCCAAACCAACCCUUCCUUUGUUGAUGACCUUGGCUAAUUCUAUGUUGAACGAACCCAGCAUGCAGGUGGAAAAUUUUGUCUACACUCAUCUGAGUGCAAUGGCCAAAUUUAAAUCUCCUAAUUUUCACGAGAUGGCUUCUGCCAGCAGAGUGGCUCUCAAAGUACUUGGCAGGAAAAUCCAACAGUCAGCAGGUUAUCGAUUUAGCCGAGUAUUCAUCUUGGGCACUUUCAGAGAAUCUCUUAUGGCUGCUAUGGGGGCUAAAUUUGUCUUCAUACAUAAAGAUGGGAGCAUGCUUCCAUUCAUAGCAAUAGUUGGAUCCAGGAUAGAUUUUCUUGGCCAUAUCCUUUUUCCUUUGGAAGUUGGCAUUACAAAUACAAAGUUAUCUGAUAUCUUAGAUAGGGUAUAUGGAAAGGACAAAGAUGCCAAAGUACCCAGUGAUCUAAGUGAUCUUCUCAAACCGUUCUCUGAUCAGCAAAUGGCUCAUGGAUCAUUUAUUGGAGAAGGAUAUAUAAAAAUGUUUGGCCAAGAAAUCAUGAGUGGGCCCUUCAAAACUGGCAUGAUCCGUGAAAUACUUCAGGGAUACCAAGGAAGAACACCAUUUCCCUUGGCACAGGAAUUUGUGGAUACCCUCAAAAAACACAAUACCCUAGAGUGGGACAAGAAUUUGAUGUCUGCAGAAAUCCAUCGUGCUGUGCCUACCUGUACUGGACUUCCAUGGCAAAUCAGCUUGGUUCAUGUUUGUAACACAAAAUUGGUUGGAAAUGUUCAGUUAUCGAUAACUCCUGAGCCAACAUCACAAUUGACUUUGCCAGACAUGAUUAAUAGCAACUUUAAACUGAAAACCAAGCUGAAUCUCAGCAUCUUGAAAGAUAUGAUCUUGACAAUGGGAAUUAUAACACCUGAAAUGCAGGCUGUUCUGGAAGAAAGUGAUAAACUGGCAGUAAAUGUCCCUUUGAAUGUUGAUUUUACCAUGAAUAUUAAAGACAAGAUCUUCAAAGUUGAACUUCCACCAUGCAGCCAGGAAACUGACAUCUUUUCUCAAAGGCUUAAGACAUCUGCUGUCACUCGCAAUAUUGAAGAGGCACCUGCUAGUAAGUCAACUCCUGUGCUUCUCCCUGAGACGAUGUCUAACAUAAUAAAGCAGUCUUUUGAUUCUUCUUCAGUUGAACAGGAUAGAAGAAAGGAAGAACCAUUUUCAGAAAUCAGGUCAACAGAACAGAUCUACUCGCAAAAACAAUCAGAACGCCACUUAGACUCAAUUCGACAAAUGAUGUGCUUUGAAACGUGUACAUUUGGAUGUAAAGUUUGCUUUGAAUCAGCAAAUGCAUAUGCUGGAUGUAUCCUAGGUGACUCCCUAUACAACAUUAUUGGUGAACAUGUUUUAAAAUUAACCCUCAAGCAAGAUGAUACAAGAGCACCAAUUGAGAAGUUACAAUUCACACUUCAAGGAGGUGUGCAAGCUGCUGAAGCGAAGGUGCGGCUACAGAUGAGAAAAGAAAGGAGCAGCAGCUCUGAAGAUUCUGAAUCCAGCUCUGAUAGCUCAUCAAGCACUGCCUCUUUGGCCAGAGGUUCAGAUAAAAACAUGAACUUGAAGCAAGCAAGAAUUGUGAAUGAAGAAGGGCAGCAGGAACAUGAUCAGGAGCGUUACCGUGAUCAAAAGCAACCUCCAGAGAAAAGGAAGAAGACGUUAUCUUCCCAGCUUAGGAGGAGUAGCAGUAGCAGUAGCAGUAGCAGAAGUAGUAGCAGCAGCAGCAGCAGCAGCAGAGAUAGUAGCAGCAGUGACAGUAGCAGUGACACCAGAUCUAAGCAGCAUGGUAAAGGGAAGCACCAAAAAUACCAGAACAAGAAACACAACAAGAAUCAGUCAGGCAAUAAAAGGGGACGUUUUGAUGAAAGCAAAUAUUCAGAGAGACCUCCCACCAAAUACAAUGAAGAACGAGAGAGGCAACGUUGGACUGAUCUAUCUCCCCCAAGGAUACGAGGCCUGCAGUGGUCCAUGUUCAGCUUCAAGGAAAGCUAUCCCAACCAGGAAGAGUCAAGCAGUUCAUCAUCUUCCUCUGAAUCAAGCAGCAGCAGUUCCAGCAGCUCCAGUCGGAGAAGCAGCAGCAGCUCCAGUAGCAGCAGAAGGAGCAGCUCCAGUAAAAGCAGCAGUAGCAGCAGCAGCUCCAGUAGCAGCAGCAGUGAUUCAAGCCAGUCACAAUCUGAAAACCGUCGAGAUGAUCUUAUACCUUACUUCACUGUUGUGGCUCGGGCACUUAGGAGUGACAACAAAGAUCAGGGCUACAAUUUGUCCAUGUACAUGGACCAUGAAAGCUACAAUUUCCACAUCAAAAUGAUUGCAAAAGAGCUUGCCAAAACUAAGUGGAGAGCCUGUUUUGAUAGCCAGGUGUUGCCGUACAAAUUCCAGAGUUCUAUAAAGUGGGGUAAAGAAUGUCGAGAUUACAGCAUUGAAAUGAAAGCUUCCAAAGGCCAAGUUGCAAGACAUGAUGCCUUGCAAAUGAACAUGAAGUGGACAAAGCUUCCAGCCUUCAUCAGGGAACAAGUAGCAUGGGCUGUGGAAUACCUUCCUGGUAUUGCCUACCUUUCUGGCUUAACGGCAGUUUAUGAGAAAAAUCCUUCCCGUGAACUGAUGCUGAGAAUGAUUGCAACAACUCCAUAUACAACUGCUAUGAUCUUUAAAAUUCCUGGGGAAACCUUUUACAGAGAUAGUCUCUGUACUCCAUUUAUUUUACCAGUUAUCCCAGGUGCAUAUUAUCAGCCUCCUCAAAUAACCAGCUUCAACAUUAUAGAUUUUGCUUCGUGGCUAGCCCAAGGAGAUCAAGCUGUAUGUGAGGUGGGUGAAAACAGGAUUGUAACUUUUGAUGGCAAGAUAUUCAACACUACACUCAAAAGCCAGGAUUGUGACCUACUAGUGGUUCAGGACUGCAACAAAAGUGUCAGUUAUCACCCAAAAUUUCGUAUAUGGACAAGAAAACCAGAUCUUGAACUUCCAAGGGAGAUUCACCUCGAUUUGAGUACUGUGUAUAUCAAAGUUUUACCUUCACUGGAUGCGUAUAUUGUGCUGUUAAAUGGCAAACAAGUACUAGUGGACAAAUUGAUGCAUGAAGAUUCUGCAGCAAAAAUUAAAAUUUACAGAGAUAACACAACUAUUGCCAUUGAGGCUCCAGAGCAUGGCCUAAUGAAUGUGACAUAUGAUCGUACCCUGCUGAAAGUCACUGUUGCUUCAAGGAUGAAAGGUCAUACCUGUGGACUCUGUGGAGACAACAAUGGAGAACAAAGGAAUGAAGGUCUGAUGCCAAAUAAGGAGCUGGCUUUAAAUUCCAUUGAUUAUUUUCGAUCUUGGUCAUCGCCAGACAACUGUGCUUCAGAAAGGGAACCAACAUCAUCUGAGUCUGAGAAGGCAGAGACAGCAUAACUCUGAGUGACAACAAGAACAUCUUGAAAACUACAAGCUUCUUAGCUAUGAAACUUUGAUACUCAAAGCAACUGGACAGCUACACAAGAAACAUAAAAGACUAUAAUUAUUGUUAAUAUGAACUAAUUUAAAUUAAAUGUAUUGUGCACCCAUUGUCAUUCAUAAUAAACACAUUACACAUUUAAUAAAUAA
Messenger RNA from Anolis sagrei ordinatus, 5319 nucleotides. Its product is annotated as vitellogenin-1-like. NCBI's taxonomy places the organism in Eukaryota, Metazoa, Chordata, Lepidosauria, Squamata, Anolidae. The record is from RefSeq and is a predicted model, not a curated record. Gene Ontology annotation, biological process: lipid transport; cellular response to estrogen stimulus; response to estradiol. Gene Ontology annotation, molecular function: lipid carrier activity.